GAGUGGGAGAGCGGCCGGGCAUGCAGCGACAGAUCCCGGGGAGCGCAGAGCCGGGGAGCCCGCACGCCGCGCGGCGCAGGCGGCAGAGCCCCGGCGAUAGGGAUCGCAGCCAGCAUGUGCCACCUAAUUGCUCCCCCCCUUUGAAAGCUGCCGGCGAGCAGACGGCGGGGUGGGGGGGUUAAUUCCCCGGGGGGCGGCGAGCCCCAGCGGCGCGGCUGUCCCGGCGGGUCCCGGCCCCCGGGAGCUCGGCUCAGACGUGGAGGGGCUGGAAAUCCCCGGCGGGUGAUGCCCGGCUGGGCCAGCGCAAGGAGCUGAGGAUCCCGCGGGGCUGCCGGCUGCCCGAGGAGCUGCUAUGACCCCAGAGAAGGUGCUGAGGGAGGGGCUGCUGGAGAAACGCAGCGGGGGGCUGCUGCAGCUCUGGAAGAAGAAGCGUUGCCUGCUGACGGAGAAGGGGCUGGAGCUCUUCGAGCCCAAGGGCUCGCGCCGCAAGGAGCUGAGCUUCUCGCGCAUGAAGGCGGUGGAGUGCGUGGAGUGGAAGGAGCGGCACAUCUACUUCACCGUGGUGAUGGAGGACAGCCACGAGAUCGACUUCCGCUGCGCCCAGGAGGACCCGGGCUGGAACGCCGCCAUCACCAUGGGCCUCGUCCGCUUCAAGAACCAGCAGGCGAUCCAGAUCGUGCGGGCCCGGCACAGCUGCAGAGCAGUGGUGCAGUACGACGCAGCCGCGGUGGGCCAGCCCACGGACACGCAGCAUCCAAAGGGCAGGAUGGAGAUGGCCCUCGGCUCAGCGGGCAGUAGGGAGAAUGGGAUCCCAGUGGGCAAAUGAGGCCAGCACGGGUGCCGGCUUCCCGUGGCCCGCUGUGCCCCCUCCAGCGGGGGACUGUCACACUGCCAGCCAACCCGGAGCCGCACUGCCUGGGGCAGGACGGAGAAGCACCUGCGGAGCUGAGCGGGCACAGCCGCAGCGUCCAGCCACAUCCCCCCUUGGCCUGUCAGCGCGAGAGCUGAAGGGGCAAAAGGACACAGCCGGGGCAUCCAGAUGUGGCAGAGGUGGCAUCUCUCCCCAGGCACCUGGACCUUGACGGACUAUGGGGACCUCCUGGGCCAAGGCCUCUCCUGCAGGACGGGAUGGGGAUGGAUGAGGUUGAGCUCACAGAAAGCGUCAUGACAGUGAACUCUGUUUUACAUGUGAGAUGGCACUGGGACGGACCAACGCGGAGAGACAUGUUUUCCCCUGAGCCCUCACCUCGCAAGGGGGCUGUGGGGCUGCCCCAAGCUGCUGCAGAUGGGACCCCUCUGGUCAUUUUGUCCAGAUGCCCUGGUGACAUUGGCUGUUGCGACUCUGCUGCCGGACAUCCUUCUGCCCUGGGCCAUCCUCGCUGUUAGUGCCUCAGGCCAAUGGGCGACGCUGGAGAAAGCAAUGGGCAUCCUACCUCCCUGUACCCAAUAGAUCCCUUAUGUUGUAGCCAAGAAACCCUUUUGCUGCUUA
Messenger RNA from Dromaius novaehollandiae (emu), 1489 nucleotides. RefSeq names its product pleckstrin homology like domain family A member 3 (gene PHLDA3). Gene Ontology annotation, molecular function: phosphatidylinositol phosphate binding. Lineage: Eukaryota; Metazoa; Chordata; Aves; Casuariiformes; Dromaiidae. Gene Ontology annotation, biological process: positive regulation of apoptotic process; negative regulation of phosphatidylinositol 3-kinase/protein kinase B signal transduction; intrinsic apoptotic signaling pathway in response to DNA damage by p53 class mediator. The transcript has 2 exons. Bases 353 to 826 code for a protein of 157 amino acids. Gene Ontology annotation, cellular component: plasma membrane. The record is from RefSeq and is a predicted model, not a curated record.